AUGAAUCAGGACUACUCUGGAACCGCCUGCGCUGUCGAGCGACGUUCAAUCAGCCGAGGCGACCCAAGAUGGCUCCAGAUCGUGUACCGUAAUUCCCAAGCAUACUUGGACUUGAUCAGAGCCAGCCCUCGAGGGCUGAAAACAUGGAUUCCAUUCGCAAUAAUGUAUGGACUUGGCUCGGCAGCGAUUAGGCUGAGCGACUUUGGCAGCCGAACCGUCGAAUUCAUCAAACACCCGAGCGUCAGUGGCUUCUUCGGUCCAGUGCUUUCCCUACUUGGCUGGCUCUUUCUUCUCGAGGGGGGUUUCGUGGUUUUGAUGGCAUUGUGGCAGGCGAUCUUCGCCGGGUCGAAUUCCCCGUUUCGAGCAAACAAGCAAGCAGCGGAUGCCGCACGGAGCGCAGAAGAGAACCAAAGCAUCACACCUCUUGAUGAAAGAGAAGGCGAAGCCACUGAAGAGACAGCGCAGCCUGCUGUUGAUGAUCAUGGCAAUGCCGACCAGCCAGACAGACCAUGGGGACGAGGACCAAUAGCUUGGAUUUGUGGGUGCAUGGUUGUCUCUCAAAUUGCUAUGAUUCUCGGCUUCUUCUUACCAGUCAUUGUGCUGAUGGAUCUUAAGAGAUGGGGCGGUGACUCGCAGAACGAGUUUGGGGUCUUUGACUUUGUCUUUCUGCUGUCCUUGCUGCUCGCUCUGGUUUUGGCGACGGAGUUUCUCGCUUGGGCUCUGUUCUUUGUACUCAUCACUAUUGGCGAUAUCGUGUUAGAUCCAGGAGCACCCAGGGUACAGGACUGA
Zasmidium cellare ATCC 36951 is the source of this 789-nucleotide messenger RNA. RefSeq lists its product as uncharacterized. The coding region runs from base 1 to 789 and encodes 262 amino acids. The record is from RefSeq and is a predicted model, not a curated record. The transcript has a single exon. Lineage: Eukaryota; Fungi; Ascomycota; Dothideomycetes; Mycosphaerellales; Mycosphaerellaceae.